AUGAAGAGCGUGAAUUUUCACAAAGGGGCAGGAACCCAGGACACGGAUACGGAGGACGACGAUCAGCUGCAGCCACAGUCACACUCGCACUCAGGCGUCACGCUGUACGAUACACCCGUGUCGCCCGUACAUGCCACUUUCCCAUCCAGCCCUUACAUGAGCCUGCACAGUGAUCUGGAUAAGCCUGGGUUUGAUUCCAGUACUACAAAUCUCACCCACGCCCACUCCCACGGCGAGAAAUCCCCUUUCGAACUGAGUGACGUGCCACUCGGAGAUAGCAAUGAUGGCAAUUUCCAUCCACCCAGACCAGCUUACAAGAAGCACGCCAACAGAUCUUUUGACGCUCUUCGCAACGGCGAAUGGUCCAAGUACAACGCCUCCGAAUCGAAGCACAACCGCUUUCAAUUCGCUGAGGGCGAUAUACCUAAAUCCAAGGUAGUACGAUUAUACUUCUUUUUGAUCAACACCUCCAUUAUCACUCGCUGGGCAAUUUUCGUCAUCCCCAUCGCUGGGCUUCUUGCCAUCCCACUCAUCAUAUCAGUCACAGCUGCACCCGACGCUGAGAUUUUGCGCGUGCGCCUGCUGUGGUGGUCUAUUUGGCUCGAAACCAUCUGGGUCGGCUGGUGGGCUAGCUGGGCUACCUCCAAGAUUAUCCCGUGGUUCGCUAGACACACUAUAGCCGUGAUUCUACCUAAUGGCAAACACAUGAUCGACUAUUUCGUCAGAUGCGAAAAGUAUCUUGCUGCCGUUGGCUGGACUGUGGCUGUGUGGGCUGUCUUCAACUUCUUAGUGCUCGUCAAGUUCUCCAGAGACCACUCUGACCCUUCGUAUAGCACGUUAUCUGUCAUUGCACAGGUGCAUGCUGGCAUUAUCAUCUGUGCAGCUAUUCUCGCUGGCGAGAAAAUUGUUAUUCAGUUGAUUGCUUACAACUUCCACCGUACCUCGUACGAUGACCGCAUCCGCGAACAGAAGUUCCAGGUCAAGGUGCUCGCUGCUCUCUAUGCGCGGAGCAGGGAUCUGGGGCGCAAAGACACUCUCGACGGCUUUGGCAAGAGAGGUAAGGAGAAAGGAGGUGUCAAGGCGGGCAGGGUGUUUAGGAAAGCUGCACGUGAAGCGAAAGAAGCUGCUGCAAAUGCUACUAGUGCACUCGGUAAUGUCGCUUCGGAGAUCGCUGGUAGCUCUGUCUUGCAGCCCAACUCACCCAUAUCCAUGGUCACUAAUGCACUUGCGUCGGGAAAGAAGACGCGUCAUCUUGCUCGCAGAAUCUUUUACUCCUUUUCCCCCCCUUAUCGCACCAGUCUCGUCUUGAGCGACAUUGCUCACUUCUUCCCCGACCCCAUCACCGCCGAAGAGGCAUUUGUGGUGUUUGACAAGGAGUGCAAUGGCGAUGUGACUCUUGAAGAGAUUGAAAUGGCUUGUUUGGAAAUUCACCGGGAGCGACUAGCUCUGACGUCGAGCAUGCGCGAUCUAGACAGUGCAGUAGCAGCCCUCAACAAGAUCCUUAUGUCCGUGUACGUUGUUGCAGCGUGUCUAGUGAUCGUUGCGAUGCUCGAUGUGAAAUUCUCUACACUCGUCACGUCUGCUGGCUCACUCGUGCUUGGGAUGUCGUGGCUAAUCGGGACCACUGCCCAGGAGAUACUAGCUUCUAUCAUCUUCCUUUUCGUCAAACACCCCUACGAUGUCGGCGAUCGCGUAAAGAUUGACGGUAACGAUAUGACAGUUAAGGAAAUGAACCUCCUUUACUCCAUCUUUAGAGGCAUCGACGGAACCAUAACUCAGGCACCACAUGCCGUGCUCAACCUCAAAUAUAUUCAUAAUUACAGAAGAAGCGGCUCAACUUCGGAAGAAUUUAUAUUCAACGUUUUUUAUGAUACCUCCUUCGACCAGAUCGAGGAUCUCAGAUCACGCAUGCUCCACUUCCUCAAAACGGAGAGGCGGGAUUUCAUACAGGAGUGUGAUAUCAAUAUACUCGAUUUACCCGACCAGGAGAAGAUGACACUCAGCACGUCGAUCAACUAUAAGUCCAAUUGGCAGAACAUCGCACUCUACACGCAGCGGCGGGUGAAAUGGAUGGUUGCGAUGAAGAUAGCCCUGGCCGAGUCUAAGAUAUAUGGACCAGCGGGCGAUCCACUGGCGCCUGAACCAAGUCUGUAUAUGAAGGUGCCUUACGAGCCUCCAGCUAAAACGGGUGAUGAUGUUGAGGCGCCGCUACCGGACGACGAACGCACGACCGAUCUACGCAGAGCUGCGUCUAUGGCCUUGAACGGUGGCCGUAGAGCGCUCAUACAUAGAAUGGAUAAAGAGGAGGAGGCACUUUAUCAGAGCGGACUCGAGACUGAGCCGCGAGAGAACAUGGUUGAUACUUUCACAAUGCAGUUGCCUGGAGGGGCGCAGCAUAGCCAGCAUGCACAAGAUGCACAACACGAAGGUCGACCAACAACACCACACUCAACAACGCAAUCUUUCAACGCUACACCAUCUCAAGUCGAAGCGGGUAGAGUUAGAAUACAAUCUCCGGAACAGAUACCAGGACCGCCGAGAGGGGACAGUGACUAUGAAAUGCGUAGGAUUGACUGA
Messenger RNA from Wallemia ichthyophaga EXF-994, 2577 nucleotides. RefSeq lists its product as uncharacterized. Gene Ontology annotation, molecular function: calcium ion binding; calcium channel activity. The transcript is spliced from 3 exons. The record is from RefSeq and is a predicted model, not a curated record. NCBI's taxonomy places the organism in Eukaryota, Fungi, Basidiomycota, Wallemiomycetes, Wallemiales, Wallemiaceae. Gene Ontology annotation, cellular component: membrane. The coding region runs from base 1 to 2577 and encodes 858 amino acids. Gene Ontology annotation, biological process: calcium ion transmembrane transport; intracellular calcium ion homeostasis.